This is a messenger RNA of Poecilia latipinna (sailfin molly), 6065 nucleotides long. It is a transcript of the gene cftr, whose product is annotated as CF transmembrane conductance regulator. The transcript has 27 exons. The coding region runs from base 354 to 4862 and encodes 1502 amino acids. Gene Ontology annotation, molecular function: ATP hydrolysis activity; chloride channel activity; ABC-type transporter activity. Gene Ontology annotation, cellular component: plasma membrane; apical plasma membrane; cytosol. The record is from RefSeq and is a predicted model, not a curated record. NCBI's taxonomy places the organism in Eukaryota, Metazoa, Chordata, Actinopteri, Cyprinodontiformes, Poeciliidae. Gene Ontology annotation, biological process: chloride transmembrane transport; bicarbonate transport.
CUGAGGCUCUGUGGCGUGGAAAUGACGUCCAAACGCAAGUUCAGGCGAGUCAGCCAAUAAAAGAUGAACUGUCCCUGCAUUGUGCCAAGGAGCCAACAGGAGAAAGGGACAGAGCUUAGGAAGCGGUAGAGCAGAGACACCUUCACAGGACUCACAUCGCGGUCUGUUUAGGGACUGAGGAGGGAAAUAACGCAGCUGCAGCAUUACUUUAAGCCCCAGCACAGAGGGGAGGACAAAAUCACACACCCCUCCGGUCUGAAUUUCCUCCGGAGCUGCGUGGGGGGGACACAUCAAUGUGAUCGAGACUCAGGGACCCUCAGGUGCAGAGAAACCAAACUGGCGGGGCUCUUAGGAUGCAGAAGUCACCGGUGGAAGAUGCAAACUUCUUCUCUAGAUUUGUCUUUUGGUGGAUAUCUCCUCUACUGAGGAAAGGUUUCACUAAGAAGUUGGAGCUGACUGAUGUCUACAAGGCUCCCUCGUUUGAUCUGGCAGACACCCUCUCCGAGAGACUUGAAAGGGAAUGGGACAAAGAGGUGGUGCUGGCCAAAGGCAGGCCCAAGCUGCUGAAAGCACUGGCGCGAUGCUUUUUCCUCCCGUUUGCCUUCUUCGGUGUCCUCCUCUACUUCGGGGAGGCGUCCAAGACUGUGCAGCCUCAGCUUUCAGGUCGCAUCAUUGCUUCCUUUGACCCCUUCCAUGCUCCGGAGCGAAGUCAGGGGUACUACCUGGCCCUGGGGCUUGGCCUCCUCUUCACUGCUCGCUUCAUCCUGCUGCAGCCCGCCCUCUACGGCCUGCAUCACCUCGGCAUGCAGAUUCGCAUUGCCCUCUUUAGCCUCAUAUACAAAAAGACACUCAAGCUGUCCAGUAGGGUGUUGGAUAAGAUCAGCACCGGGCAGCUCGUCAGUCUCAUGUCUGCCCACCUCAACAAGCUGGAUGAGAGCCUCGGUCUAGCACACUUUGUGUGGAUCACUCCUCUGCAGUGUAUCCUGUGUACUGGUUUGAUCUGGGAGCUGAUCGAGGUGAACGGCUUCUGUGCCCUGGCAGCUCUCACUCUUCUGGGCAUUCUCCAAGCGUGGCUGUCCUUGAAGAUGGGACCUCCUAGGGCAAAACGUGCCGGGCUCAUAAACCGACGUCUGGCUCUUACUUCUGAGAUUGUGGAGAACAUUCACUCGGUAAAGGCGUAUGGCUGGGAGGAAGUGAUGGAAACCAUCAUCAAAAACAUCAGACAGGAUGAAAUGACUUUAACCAGAAAGAUUGGCUCUCUGCGCUAUUUCUACAGUGCUUCAUAUUUUUUCUCUGCCAUACUGGUUAUCAUAUCGGCCAUCGUUCCGCAUGCACUCAGUAACGGCAUCAUACUGCGGCGGAUUUUCACCACAGCGUCAUACUGCGUCGUGCUACGCAUGACGCUCACCCGCCAGCUGCCAGGCUCCAUCCAGAUGUGGUACGACACAUUGGCACUGGUCCAGAAGAUCGAGGAUUUCCUGCUUAAGGAAGAAUACCAAGUAAUGGAUUACAGCUUGACCACGGUUGGAUUGGAGCUGAUCAAUGUCUCUGCAUCCUGGGAUGAGGGUAUUGUUGAGCUCUUUGAGAAGAUCAAGCGGGAGAACAAAGCAAAUGGACACAUGACCGGUGACGAUGGACUGUUCUUCACUAACUUAUACAUCACACCUGUCCUCAAAAACAUCAACCUACGCUUAGAGGAAGGCAUGAUGCUCGGAGUGGCUGGAUCUACUGGGUCUGGAAAGAGUUCCCUCCUCAUGAUGAUCCUGGGAGAGCUGGUGCCAUCAGAGGGCAAAAUUAGACACAGUGGUCGGGUUUCGUAUUCACCGCAGACUUCUUGGAUAAUGCCAGGGACCAUUCGUGACAACAUCCUUUUCGGCCUAACUUAUGACGAAUUUCGCUACACUUCCAUCAUUAAGGCCUGCCAGCUGGAAGAGGAUUUUGACUUGCUGCCUGAGAAAGAUAAGACGCCCAUUGCUGAGGGAGGAGUUACCCUUAGUGGGGGUCAAAGAGCAAGGAUCUGCCUCGCCAGGGCGGUAUAUAAAGAUGCAGACCUGUACCUGCUCGAUGCACCUUUCACCCACCUGGACAUUGCAACAGAGAAAGAGAUCUUUGACAAAUGUGUCUGUAAACUGAUGGCCUCCAAGACUCGCGUUGUGGUCACCAGCAAGUUGGAGCACCUGAAGCGGGCGGAUCGAAUCCUUCUGUUGCACAACGGAGACUGCUACUUCUACGGGACCUUCUCAGAGCUUCAAGCGCAGCGGCCAGACUUCAGCUCCCUGCUGCUUGGUCUCGAAGCUUACGACAACAUCAACGCGGAGCGGCGCAGCUCCAUUCUCACGGAAACUCUUCGCAGAGUCUCUGUGGAUGAAACGGCAAAUUUCCGAGGCCCAGACCCCAAUCACCAGUCCUUCCGCCAUGCGCCAUCUCACAGCCACGCCAUGGGCGAUGGCUAUCCCGAAAAACGCAAGCCAUCGCUCAUCCUCAACCCUCUCGCAGCUGCCCGCAAGUUUUCAUUCAUCGGGAACUCCCAGCAGAAUAACUUCCAGUCCACAUCCAUGGACGAUGGGGUGCAUGAACUUUCAGAGAGAAGAUUCUCAGUGGUGCCUGAGGAUGAUCAGGUAGAGGAGGUGCUCCCGCGGAGUGACAUGUAUCACCACGGGCUGCAGCACCUCAACGGCAGGCGCCAGUCUGUUCUGGCGUUCAUCACCAAUGCUCAGGGUCAGGAGCGCAGAGAGCAGAUGCAGUCGUCCUUCAGAAAAAAGUUGUCCAUCACCCCACAGUGCAAUCUGGCGUCCGAGCUGGACAUCUACGCCCGGCGCUUGUCCAAGGACAGCGUGUUUGACAUAAGUGAGGAAGUGGAUGAAGAAGACAUGGAGGAAUGCUUUGCAGAUGAACGUGAGAAGAUAUUUGAAACUACCUCAUGGAAUACUUAUCUACGCUACAUUUCCACCAAUAGGAGUUUAAUCUAUGUCCUAAUUUUCAUUGUGAUUGUCUUUGUCAUUGAGGUUGCUGGUUGUGUCAUUGGCAUUUUUAUCAUUACUGAUGAGAUAUGGAGGGAUGGUGCCAACCCGAAUUCACCAAACUACAUUGAUGAGCAGCACCCUAAUGCAUCAUCGCCUCCUGUCCACCUCGCCGUCAUAGUCACACCAACCAGCGCCUACUACAUCAUCUACAUAUUCUUUGCUCACUCAGACAGCAUACUGGCCCUUGGAGUCUUCAGGGGUCUCCCUUUAGUCCACACGUUGCUCACUGUGUCUAAAAGACUUCAUGAACAGAUGCUUAGCUCUGUGCUACGGGCUCCCAUGUCUGUUCUUAACACCAUGAAAACAGGCCGGAUAAUGAACAGAUUCACCAAGGAUAUGGCCGUCAUUGAUGACAUGCUACCUCUAGUGCUGUUUGACCUCAUACAGUUAACUUUACUUGUCAUUGGGUGCAUCUUCACUGUGUCCAUCAUGAGACCAUACAUCUUUAUAUCUGCAAUUCCGCUGGCUGUUAUCUUUGUGGUCAUCAGGAAGUACUUCUUACGAACAGGACAACAACUCAAACAGCUAGAGGCUGAAGCUCGUAGUCCCAUCUUCUCUCACCUCAUCAUUUCACUGAAGGGUUUAUGGACAAUUCGAGCUUUUGGACGUCAGACUUACUUCGAGACACUAUUCCACAAAGCUCUGAACACUCACACAGCCACCUGGUUCCACUAUUUGUCCUCGCUGAGAUGGUUCCUGUUCCGCUGCGAUGUGAUCUUUGUGCUGUUUUUCACCGUCGCUGCCUUCAUUGCCGUAGGAACCAACAAGGACAGACCUGGAGAGAUUGGCAUCAUUGUGGCCCUGGCCAUGCUCAUACUGGGCACUUUCCAAUGGGCUAUCAUCACCAGUAUCAAUGUGGACGGCCUGAUGCGUUCAGUGGACCGAGUGUUCAAAUUCAUCGACUUAGCAUCAGAAGAGACCUUCCAAGGAAAGCCUGGAGGAAAAGGAGGUUCUGAUCUUGUCAUCAACAACCCAAGCGCGUACAGCUACUGGCCUAACCGCGGCCAGCUGGAUGUCCAGGGUCUCACCGUCAAAUACACAGAAGCUGGGCGGGCCGUGCUCAACGAUAUCUCCUUUGCUGUGGAGGGGGGUCAGAGUGUGGGUCUGCUGGGUCGGACCGGGUCUGGGAAGAGUACCCUGCUGUCCGCUCUGCUGCGCCUCGCCUACACCGAAGGGGAAAUGUACAUCGACGGAGUUUCUUCCAGCUCCAUGUCCUUGCAAACAUGGAGGAAGGCCUUUGGAGUGGUGCCGCAGAAAGUCUUCAUUCUGACUGGAACCUUCCGGAUGAACCUGGACCCGUACGGCCGUUACAGUGAUGAUGAGCUGUGGCGGGUGGCUGAGGAGGUUGGGUUGAAGUCGGUCAUCGAGCAGUUCCCCGAUAAGCUGGACUUUGAGCUGAAGGAUGGCGGCAGCGUUCUGAGCAACGGUCACAAACAGCUGAUGUGUCUGGCCCGCUCCAUCCUCAGCAAGGCCCGCAUCCUGCUGCUGGACGAGCCGUCCUCCUACCUGGACCCCAUAACACUGCAGGUCCUGAGAAAAACGUUGAAGCAGUCGUUUUCCAACUACACCGUCAUCCUGUCCGAACACAAAGUGGAGCCGCUGCUGGAGUGCCAGUCGUUCCUGAUGAUUGAGAAGAGCUCUGUGAAAAGGUACGACACCAUUCAGAAACUUAUGAAUGAAAUGAGUCACCUAAAGCAGGCCAUCAGCCCCGCCGACAGGCUCCGCCUCUUCCCCACCCCCCAUCGCCUCAACUCCAUCAAGAGACCGCCACCUCAGACCACCAAGAUCUCGUCGCUACCAGAGGAAGCCGAGGACGAAAUCCAGGACACACGGCUCUAAGCAGCCAGCCGCGCGCCGCACGAACACGACCCAGAGUCUGAUCCGGCCUGCAGACAGAACCCAGUCAGAACGACCUGACUGGCUUCAAACAGAAUCACAAACAGAAGGAUUCAGCCAUAGAAUCAGUUUUAACUGAACAAAACAAAAAUAUUGAUUUUUACAUUUUUUUAAAUAAAGCCGCAUAUUUAAAUAGGAUAUUUUUUAAUGAUUAUAAACAUGUUUUUUUAAUUAUUAUUUUAGGUUUUUUAUAGAUGACGCUAGCACAAUGCAUGUAGCUGAAACAGUUUUACUGAAAGAAGCACAAUUCGAUCACUGUAAGACACAACAGCCAAUCUCAAAUGUCUGAAUUAUUAUGACAUUCAGAUUGAUGUCAGAAUUUCCUAAUACUUAUAAAUUACCCUUUUAAAUUUAAAUUGCACUGCUAAAUAUCUCUAGUGGGAUGCACCAAUAAAUGGGUCCUGAUUUCCUUCAUUUUGGGAGAUCGGUGAUCGGCCGAUACUGAUAUGUGAAGCUGAUCUUAUCUACCUUGGCAAAGGAAGAUUUUUUUUUUCAACCACUGGCCUUUUCUGCUCUACAGUGAGAGAGGUCUGACUGACUGACCGGCCCACCAGGUCACGUCAGCAUGUUUACGGUUAUCAAUAGUCACUGUUACCAACUCUGUGACUUUCCUGCUAUAUUUACCGACAAUUCAGGCAAAAAAAAAAAAAAUGGUACCAGCCAACAUUGGAAUCAGCAGGUCAGGCUUUUUAAAGAAAACUACAAUCGGUGCAUUCCUAAUUGCUAACGUUCAUCAACUUUUCUUGGUUUUGAUGAUUUUUUUUAAAUAGUUUUUUUAGUUUGUUUUUUUUAAAUCAAAGUAUAAAACAUAAAUCACUGACUGUAUGGCGUUACUCUACUGACAAUACACAGUAAUACAGCAGCUGUUUGAAUCGUUUGUCUGCAUAUGUUUGCAUAUCCAGGCUCAAUGUGAUCUUUUAGGUUAUAUGCAGAGUAAAUGUGAUGACGUCACACCCAGCUUGGUACGAAACACCUGCAAGGAAGGUUGAGAAAAGCUGACUGUGAAACGUGAACGAGGAUUUGUGUGAAGCAGUGAGUGGAGGAGCAGCAGGGAGGGAAAACAUCCUCCGUGUGACGGAGCGGAUGAAGUCCAUGUGGAAAUGCUUCAUACUCUGGAAUUCUUUGCUGUUCCUUCAAGUAAUUGAA